Mesorhabditis spiculigera is the source of this 792-nucleotide messenger RNA. Lineage: Eukaryota; Metazoa; Nematoda; Chromadorea; Rhabditida; Rhabditidae. The record is from the annotation of a GenBank genome assembly.
AUGGCCCGGAUGAAGCGGCAUCUAUUGGCCAUCGUUUUGCUGUUGGGAAUUGCUGGAGUUGCAUGCCAAAAAAGCAACGAAGAUGACAACAGCCAGGAAACCGAUGCUGACAACAAAUUAACGAUCUCUUCGAAAGAAAAUGUUGUCAAAGCCGACGACAAACUUGUGGUAUCCUGUGUUUUCAACGGCGAUCUAGCCGACCCGGCCGAUCUCAAACUGUUCCGCCGGAAUGCGGGCAAGCAUCAUAGCGGCGGCCUGCGAUUCCUCUAUCCCAGGGUCUUCACGAUUUCGCUGGCCGAACAUAAGACGGGCCAUCGGAAGAAGAAUUUGCAUUUUUUGAGCCUUGAGGCUUCGGAUUCGGGUACAUACACUUGUGUGGCGACUGAUUUGGAUGGAAAGGUGCAUCGGGCACAGUCUAAGAUCGAUGUUACACCGCCUGUGCACUGGGCUGAUACAGCGACCGUAGUUGGUGGAUUGGCCGGAGAGAGGCUCAUUAUCAACUGUGGAGCUUCCGGCGAGCCAUCUCCAUUGUCCCAGAAUUCGCCGCGGAAUCCAUCGAUCGAUAUGCAAUUAUUGGACGCAGUGCAGUUUUACCCUGCAACACGACUGCCUCCAACCCGAUCCCCAUCAACAUACACUUUUUACGAAGAAGCAAAGAUCCAUGAUGCUGAGCGAUUUUCGCUCGUUAAGCACGUGCUCGACCAUUCCGCCGCAUUGACCAUCAAGCACGUUACGAUUGAUGAUCUUGGAGAAUACAGAUGCGAUGUGAACAACGGAAAAGGAUCGGAAGCU